This is a messenger RNA of Anisakis simplex (herring worm), 738 nucleotides long. The record is from the annotation of a GenBank genome assembly. Lineage: Eukaryota; Metazoa; Nematoda; Chromadorea; Rhabditida; Anisakidae.
AUGGAAUGCGCCAAACCGUCACGCAAAAUUAUCAAAACGAUGGAAAAUUUGGAAUCUUAUGAUGAAGAAGAUGGAAUACUGAAGCUGAUAACAGGUGUUGGUACAGGAUUGCUAGCCACCAUCAAUUCAGUACUUUUUCGAGUGAUGUCUGUCAUUCUUCUCUCAUCAAUAUAUUUAUCCUUCAAGCGACCCGUAGUACACAAUCGCUAUUUUGGUCUGAGAAAUUGGAUCUGCUAUAUAGUUGCCGCAGACAUUUUCACGGUUAUUUUUUCGAGUGUUCUGAUAGCUGGGAUCACUCACUUUGGUGGCUGGAUACCUGAAGUAAUGCUCAUACCACUGUUUCUGAUCACGUCAGCGAUUACGGUAGUCCUCACAGUGUUGGCAUUCAACAUGGUUAUUCGUUAUUACUGUAGAGGGUCAACUGCUGGAAAUGAUCGAUCUUCAGAGAUUGGUGUUCUCAUUUCAACGAUUAUUUAUGCAACACCACCGAACAUGUGGAAUUUCUUUGGCGUCGUUCUGUCGCUCACAACAGUAUGUGCGUACGUACUAAACAACGACACGGCUGAUGUAUUCUACCUAACCGCUGCAACUUGCCAGUACUAUCUGGUAAGAUUGAGACCACUUAUAUUGACGCUAUCAACACUUGGAUCUCUACCAGCAUAUCGAAAGGCAAUACGUGAUAUCUUCAAAAAACCUCAGCGAAAAGUGACGGUCGUAGCGUGUUUGGAAAGGCUGUAG